AUGAGGGAAAGUGGUUUACCUCCAAAACCAACCCCCGUUCCUACGGUCAUGUACCAGGAUAAUGUAUUUCAGCCACAAGCACACGCCAACCUAACCGAUUUACCGUGGGAUGCUGUAGUUUUCGUGGCAUUCAUCUUGUUUUCUACCGUCUAUCCAUUAUGGAGUCGAUUUCUAGGCGUAAAGGAAAAAUCAAAGGCCGAGUAUGUCUUUGGACUAGGGAAAAUCUCUUCCGUGGCCAUGAUCCUCUCGAUAUCUCGAAGCACUUUGGGAGUACGAUCUGUUCUGGGCUACCCAAGCGAACUGUUCUACAGAGGAACGGCCAUGUUCGAAACCUUGUAUGGAAUGGUCGCAGCAUAUCCUUUAGUAUGUUUUCUGUUUAUACCGGUCUAUUUUAACUUGGGUAUCACCUCAGUUUAUCAGUAUUUGGACUUCAGGUUCAACAGUCGUUUAGUCCGGUGUUUGGCUUCGAUGACGUUCAUAAUUCGGAGUAUCCUUAUCCUGGGGGUUAACGUCUUUACUCCAUCUGUGGCGUUAAAAACUGUGCUUGGCAUUCCUUACUGGAUAUCGCUAUUGGGGAUUUCCUCCCUCAGUAUUCUCAUAAACAUCCUCGGAGGAAUCAAAGCUGCCAUAACGGCUGAUGUCGUUCAGACUGUAACUAUGAUUUUAAUAUCGAUUGGAAUUGUCAUUCAGUCGAUGGUGGAUGUUGGAGGAUUCGAGCAGAUUUUCAUAAUUCCUGCUGAUAGAGAUCGUUUAAGCUUCUUCAACUUUACCGGGGACCUAACGGUUCGCGUUGAUACCACUUCAGCAUUGUUGGGACAACUAGUAAUGUCACUAUCCAUCAUCGGGUGUCAGCAAACCUACGUUCAGCGCUACCUUAUCAUGAAAAGUUUCAAAGAAGUUCGCCAAACACUUUUUAACAAUAUACCAGUAGCCGCAAGUUUGUUUUGUUUGGCAUGGAUUGUUGGUUUCGGUGUAUUUUCAGUCUAUGCCGAUUGUGAUCCACUAAAAGCUGGUUAUACCGAAAAAAUUGACGAAAUUCUUCCGUUUUUUAUGCGCGACAGAUUCUCGUAUCUGCCAGGAAUGCUCGGACUUUUCAUGGCAUCUCUUUUCAACGGUGCUCUCAGUGUCGCUAUCUCGAACCAGAAUUCUCUGGCCACGGUCACUUGGGAAGACUUUAUCUCAAUCCACCCUAAAUUUAGGGAAUUUACUGACCGACAACAGUUGACGACUAUCAAACUGAUCGCAACCAUGUAUGGAAUAGCUACGAUGGGCGUUGGAUUUCUCGUUGCACUUCUUCCUGGAGUUAUCGAGAGCAGUAUGCUGAUGACUUCUGCUACAACUGGACCACUGUUGGGGGUAUUUCUGCUAGCAAUACUUGUGCCGGCGGCAAAUUGGAAAGGAGCCGCAUGGGGAAUGAUUGUAUCACAUAUCAUUACUCUGUGGAUCACAUUUGGUGGUCUGAUGGUCGAGAAGCAAACCAAUCUUCUUCCAACCAGUAUUGAGGGUUGCACUUAUGAUAGCAUUACUUCAUCAAUUUACAAUAUUACUCUUCAACAAUUGCCUAACAGUGUGGCAUUCAACGAAUCCCAUAUUGACAGCGUCUCCAAAUUUCACCUCAACGGAAAUAGGGAUUCUUCCCCGCUUAAUAUUUUCGCCAUAUCUUAUAUGUACUACAGUAUAAUAGGAACAAUCAUAACCCUUUGCGUAGGAACAGUGGUCAGUUACUUGUUCCAGAGUUCGGAAAAUGCUUAUGAUCAUAGGUUGUUGCAUCCUUUAGUGUUAAAAACCAGCAGGAAGUUGCCGGGUCGAGAACGUCGAUUUGUUGUCAACCCAUGGAUUAGGCAAAGAAACUCAGAAUGUAGUGCGUAA
Uranotaenia lowii is the source of this 1869-nucleotide messenger RNA. Its product is annotated as sodium-coupled monocarboxylate transporter 1-like. The record is from RefSeq and is a predicted model, not a curated record. Gene Ontology annotation, molecular function: symporter activity. The transcript has 6 exons. Gene Ontology annotation, biological process: sodium ion transport; transmembrane transport. Gene Ontology annotation, cellular component: membrane. Lineage: Eukaryota; Metazoa; Arthropoda; Insecta; Diptera; Culicidae. The coding region runs from base 1 to 1869 and encodes 622 amino acids.